UCAGCUGCGGGGCGGAGGCGGUGGAGAGGCCUGCGGCAGCAGGGAGCGGCUGGGCCGGGAGCGGGCGCCGGAGCCGAGCCGAGCCGGAGCGGACGGCGCAGGCCGGCGCGGCGAGCAGCAACCAUGUCGGUAUUUGGGAAGCUGUUCGGGGCGGGAGGGGGAAAGUCUGGCAAGGGCGGCCCGACCCCCCAGGAGGCCAUCCAGAGGCUGCGGGACACGGAGGAGAUGCUAAGUAAAAAGCAAGAAUUUCUGGAGAAGAAGAUCGAGCAGGAGCUGACGGCCGCCAAGAAGCACGGCACCAAAAACAAGCGUGCGGCCCUCCAGGCACUGAAGCGCAAGAAGAGGUAUGAAAAGCAGCUGGCACAGAUUGACGGCACACUAUCAACCAUCGAGUUCCAGCGAGAGGCCCUGGAAAAUGCCAACACCAACACCGAGGUGCUCAAGAACAUGGGCUAUGCCGCCAAGGCUAUGAAAGCUGCCCACGACAACAUGGACAUCGAUAAAGUUGAUGAGUUAAUGCAGGACAUUGCUGACCAGCAAGAACUCGCAGAGGAGAUUUCAACAGCUAUUUCAAAACCUGUAGGGUUUGGAGAAGAGUUUGAUGAGGAUGAACUCAUGGCAGAAUUAGAAGAACUAGAACAGGAGGAACUAGACAAGAAUUUGCUGGAAAUCAGUGGACCUGAAACAGUCCCUCUACCAAAUGUUCCCUCUAUAGCUCUACCAUCAAAACCCACCAAGAAGAAGGAAGAGGAAGACGACGACAUGAAGGAAUUGGAGACCUGGGCUGGAAGCUUUAAUUAACUGGUCCAUUGCAAGCUGGGCCCAGACAGACUCUGGUGACCUGCAAAUGGGCAGGCAUUUGCGUGUGCAGGGCAGGCAGGACGUGGUGCAGGCAGGUUCCAUCGCUCUCGAAUCUCCCUCCAAAGCAGUAGGGCUGCAUCACUGCUCACUCUGCAUAGCAUGGUCUGUACCCAGCGGGGUGGGCGGGGUUAAGG
Messenger RNA from Myotis myotis, 995 nucleotides. It is a transcript of the gene CHMP4B, whose product is annotated as charged multivesicular body protein 4B. The record is from RefSeq and is a predicted model, not a curated record. Gene Ontology annotation, cellular component: ESCRT III complex; multivesicular body; cytoplasmic side of plasma membrane. The coding region runs from base 124 to 801 and encodes 225 amino acids. The transcript has 5 exons. Gene Ontology annotation, biological process: late endosome to vacuole transport via multivesicular body sorting pathway; vesicle budding from membrane. NCBI's taxonomy places the organism in Eukaryota, Metazoa, Chordata, Mammalia, Chiroptera, Vespertilionidae.